AUGGCCGGCUCAAAAGGAGGACUCGUCGAUGCGUCCGUGUCGGGAUGCAUACGCGCGAUUCUGAUCGCCUACGCCGCGUAUUCCGCCUACGCUAUUCGUUUAUUCGCGGUGCAAGAAUACGGGAGGAUCAUUCACGAAUUCGACCCGUGGUUCAACUUUCGAGCGACGCAAUAUUUAGCGGAAAACGGAUGGAAAAAAUUUUCCACCUGGUUCGAUUACAUGAGUUGGUACCCGCUGGGAAGACCAGUCGGGUCGACGAUUUACCCCGGGAUGCAAGUCACCGCGGUGACGUUGUGGAAAGCGAUCAACGUAUUCACGCCGAUUUCGUUGAACGAUACGUGCGUGUUUUUUCCGGCGUGGUUCGGCGGCGCGGCGACGGUGUUGACGGCGAUGUUGACGUACGAGUGUUCCGGGAGCGCUUGGGGUGGGGUAGUCGCGGCUUUGAUUAUGGCGAUCAUCCCGGCGCAUACGAUGAGGUCCAUCGCGGGUGGGUACGAUAACGAGUCUUUAGCGGUGACGGCGAUGGUGUUGACGUUUUACAUGUGGACGAGAUCGAAUAGAAACGAAAAAUCUUGGCCGUUGGGCGCGGUGGCUGGGUUGUGCUACGUGUACAUGGUCGCCGCCUGGGGUGGGUACACGUUCGUUUUGAAUAUGGUUGGUUUACACGCGGCGGCGUUGGUCGCGUUGAGGCAUUACACUGACGCGUUGAGAAAGGCGUAUUCGUUGUUUUGGAUCGUGGGUACUUUGGGGGCGAUUCAGUUUCCCGUGGUCGGGUUACAACCGAUUAAAAGCGCCGAGCAAAUUGCUCCGAUGUUUGUAUUUUUUGGUUUGAACAUCAUCGGGUACGGGGAGAUGUUAGUGAAGAAGCAAAAGUUGCAAGGCGAUAGGAAGAAGGCGUGGCAGUUACGAAUAAGGGUGUACACGGGAGCGGCGACGAUUGCGUGUGCUAUUUGCGCCGCGUUGGCGCCAACCGGGUGGUUCGGGCCGUUGUCCGUCCGCGUUCGCGGUUUGUUUAUUAAACACACGCAAACUGGGAAUCCGUUGGUAGACUCGGUCGCCGAACAUCAACCGGGGACCGCGGACGCGUACGAGAGGUACUUGCACAAGUCCAUGUUUAUGACCGCCCCGAUUGGUUUCCUCUUUGCCAUGGCGCACUUCUUCGCGCACGUCAACCCGCAAUCAUUGUUCUUGCCGUUGUACGCCUGCGUGGCAUAUUAUUUCGCCAACAGAAUGGUUCGUUUGAUCAUCUUCUUAGGCCCGAUUGCGGCGAGUUUGUGCGGGAUCGCGGUUGGGUACGCCCUCGACGAUUUGCACAAGAUUUGCAAGAAAUACGCCGUUCGAUACUUGGAAGGUAAAUCGAUUUUGUUCCACGUGGAUGAAGAAGAGAAGAAAGCCAAAGAAGAGGCGAAGAAAAGAGCGGACGAACCGCCGGCGAAGAUUUCGAACACAAAAAUGAAGAAGAAGUAUUCCAACAACGUGACCUCUUCCUCUUCAGAUGCGAAGAAUAAAGAUUCUUUCGUCAGUGACCCGAGACAAGCCAUCUCGAAGAUCUACCACUCGAACGUUUCCGUCUUGUUUCGUUUGACGCUCUUGUGUCUCGGACUCGCGAACUUUGCCAUCAUGUGGCCUGCAUUUAUGAACUACUCCUACGAGAUGGCGCAGGGCAUGUCCAUGCCGUCCGUAAUGUUCAAAGGCCAACUCCAAGAUGGCCGGGUCAUUCUCGUUCGCGAUUACAUGGACGCUUACGAGUGGGUGCGAGACAACACGCCGGAAGACGCUCGCGUCAUGGCCUGGUGGGAUUACGGUUACCAAAUCACCGGCAUCGCCAACCGCACCUCCAUCGCGGAUGGGAACACGUGGAACCACGAACACAUCGCCAACCUCGCGCGAACGCUCACCGCGCCGGAAGACGAAGCGUACGACGUCAUCCGUCACUUGGCCGAUUACGUCCUCGUGUGGACAGGUGGCGGUUCCGACGAUAUGGCAAAAUCGCCGCAUCUCUUCCGCAUUGGCGCCAGCAUCGGUCAAAAAGGUGGCACCGUGGACAUGAUGGACAUCCACCGCAAAUUCGGCGUCGACCGUCAAGGCCGUCCGACGCCUAUGAUGGCCAAUUCGUUACUCUUCAAACUCGUCUCCUUCCAAGGCGGCGUCUCCGAAGACCACUUCGAAGAAGUCUUCACGACGAAAUAUAGAAAAGUGCGCAUUUACAAAGUCGUCGACGUGGACAUGGAAUCUCGAAACUGGCUCUCAGAUCCGAGCAACCGCGUGUGCGACCCGCCGGGAAGUUGGCAGUGCCCCGGCCGAUACCCGCCGGCGUUGAAAAAGUACCCGAAGUUGAUCAAACCGGCGUACCCGGCGGAAAGAGAAAAAAUGGCCGCCGAAAACGCAAAAAAGAUGAAGAAGAAGAGCGGUGGUAGUGCAUCAGAACUUUAA
Molecule: messenger RNA, 2433 nt
Organism: Bathycoccus prasinos
Lineage: Eukaryota; Viridiplantae; Chlorophyta; Mamiellophyceae; Mamiellales; Bathycoccaceae
Product: oligosaccharyl transferase-like protein
Exons: 1
Coding region: 1-2433 (810 amino acids)
Cellular component (GO): membrane
Molecular function (GO): oligosaccharyl transferase activity
Source: RefSeq, a predicted model, not a curated record